Messenger RNA from Bombina bombina (fire-bellied toad), 5774 nucleotides. RefSeq names its product oocyte zinc finger protein XlCOF6-like. Lineage: Eukaryota; Metazoa; Chordata; Amphibia; Anura; Bombinatoridae. The record is from RefSeq and is a predicted model, not a curated record. The transcript has 4 exons. The coding region runs from base 115 to 2025 and encodes 636 amino acids.
ACCGUGGCUAGAACCAAUCAGCGGCCGCAUUUCCGGCCACACCCCCUUCCCCAUAACACACAAAGGCUUCCAGAUUUUUUCCGUGUUUCAUUUGGAAUUUUCCAUCUGCUCAAGAUGUCCGAUGGUGAAACCGGUUUGAUCGAGGAGCAGACGUCUGAUGCUGACCAGGCCCUGGAUAAUGUGCACAUAUCUGAUGAAGACGCCUCUGACAAAGAACCUCUGUAUAACGAGCCGUCCUUUAAUGAUGCAGUUUCUGAUAAUGAGCAGACACCUGACAAUUCGGAGGAGAUUCCUGUUAUGUAUUACGGAGAUGAAGAGGACUUAUUGGAAGAAGAUAAUCAGCAUUUAGCAGACAAGCAGAAGACUGUGAUAUCAGAUAAUAACUGCACUAGAGAUUCAGAGACUGCAAACAAUGAAGCGGAGUCUCAAAGUACAAGCAAGCCACAGCAUUUUACUGUAGAAGAUGAUGAAUUGAUUCAAAAUGAAUCAGAAAUGUAUGGGUACAAUAUAGAGGAAACCUUUGGAGUAGGUGGUUCUGGUACAUACAAAACAAUUGAUUCAAAAACAGGGAAAAUUAUUAGCCCUCUAGACGUUACAACUUAUUUGUGCAUUGAAUGUGGAAGGAGUUUUACAGAUAGCACUCAGUUUCUUAAACACCAAAAGACUCACACUAAUGAGAAACCACAUGCAUGCAAUGUAUGCGGAAAGGCUUUUUCAUACAACUCGCACCUUGUGAUACACCAGAGGAUCCAUGCAGGAGAAAGACCGUUCUCUUGUAGUUACUGCACAAAGAGUUUUACUGAUCGCCCAUCUUUAGUAAAACACGAGAGGAUUCAUACAGGAGAGAAACCAUUUCCGUGUAGUGUAUGUGGAAAAUGUUUUACAGAUAGAUCAAAUUUAGUAAAACAUCACAGAAUCCACACUAGAGAGAAGUCGUUUAUGUGCAUAGUGUGUGGGAAAAGUUUUACUGACCGCUCAAAUCUUGUUAAGCAUCAAAGAAUUCACACAGGAGAAAAGUCUUUUGAAUGCACGGACUGUGGAAAAAGGUUCACUGAAAAUUCUACACUAGUAGUCCACCGUAGAAGUCAUACAGGGGAGAAACCCUAUGCUUGCAAUGAAUGUGGCAAAACCUAUGCAUGCAAUUCCCAUCUUAUUGUCCACCAGAGGUCUCACACAGGAGAAAGACCAUUUGUUUGUAGGGAAUGUGGUAAAAGUUUUACGGAUAGCUCCACACUUGUAAUACAUCAGCGGGUACAUACUGGUGAAAAACCUUUUGUAUGUCCUACGUGUGGAAAUAGAUACACUAAGAAAUCUGCCCUUGUUAAACAUCAGAGAACGCACACAGGUGAAAAGCCUUUUGCAUGUUCACAGUGUGAGAAGUGCUUUAUCGAUGGUUCAUCUCUAAUUAAACACAGAAGGACACAUACAGGGGAAAAACCUUUUUCUUGUCUUUUAUGUGGAAGAAACUUUGCUGCCAGGUCCACUCUUGUUAAGCAUCAGAGGACUCAUACAGGUGAAAAACCGUAUAUAUGUACUGUGUGUGGGAAAGCUUUCUCUUGUAAUUCUCAUCUGAUAGUUCACCAGAGGUUCCAUACUGGUGAAAAACCAUUUCCUUGCACAGUAUGUGGUAAAAGCUUUACUGAUAGCUCAACUCUUGUCAAGCACCAGAGGAUACACACAGGUGAAAGGCCAUUUGUAUGUAACGAUUGUGGUAAAAGCUUUAUUGACAAUUCAACACUGAUCAAACACCAAAGAAUACACACAGGAGAAAGACCUUACUCUUGCAAUGUUUGUGGGAAAUGCUUUACAGAUAGUUCAACACUGACCAAACACCAAAGAAUCCAUACAGGAGUCAAGCCAUAUACAUGCAAUGAUUGCGGAAGGAGUUUUACUGAUUGUUCAACUCUUAUUAAGCAUAAGAGAAUACACAAUAGAGGGAAUGCAUUACCAAACACUGGAGUAGCGAAAGCGAAAAGUGAGACUGGAAAUGCAGAGCCAGUUAGUGAUAAAGAGUUAAAGCCAUGAUCUUAGAUGUAAGAAAAUGGUGUGCUGAUAUAUAUAUUCUUUCGAUCAGGAGAAUAUUCAUGGAUAAGCUACACAAUUGCAUGCACAGGCAAACUCAACCUAGACUGUAAAGAAUUAUGAAGAACUUUUCGUGCAUACAAACGUACAUCUAAAACAGAUAUUUGGUUUAACUGAGGACUCAUAAUUAUGUUAUUUGUUUUUUCAUCAAAAAUGCACAUCAAACAGAAAUGUACUAACUAUAUAUGGCAAGAUCAUCAUGCGGUGUUUUUGGCAUGCUAUAUUGUCUCCAAUUGUGACUUCUAAUACUGGUUUCAAGAAAGCCUUCCAUAUCCUCAAAAUACUUGUGUGAAUUUCACAUGUAACUAUUAAGUGAACUUGUUUGGUUUUUUUAUAUUGUUCAUUUCUUUUAUUAAACAUGAAGGAAAGAGCAGGUUGAUCGUUGAGCUUUCAACACAGAAAUAUGGUAAUGCAUAAACAUUGAUAUGUAUAUUCAAACAAAGCCUUUCAUUUUUAAUGUAUGAAUGUAAUAUUCUGUGCUCAUUACAAUUUGUGGUUGUUUUUCCAUAUCAAGUGUGAGCAUUGGAGAUACAGAAAUCUGAAUCAGUAGAACGAGACAUCAUAUAUAAGUUUCCGAUACUUUAACAGAACAUGAAAGCAGAAUGUGCUGGUGAUUAUAUACAUUUAUGUGUCUCUUUGGGAAUGCAGAAUUUUAAAUCAGGUCUGACUUCCAAUGACUGCUUAAAAGUAUUGUGUAUUUUUCUUUGCUCGUUUUGUUUUAGGAUCUCACGUUAAGAAAAAGAGGAAACCCUUCUUUUAAUAAUUGGUUUUGUAAUUUAUUUCAAGAAUGGAAAAAAAAACCAUCAUGAGGUUUUAAACGGACAUUAAACACUAAAUACAUUUUCUGCACCUCCCUCUAAUUAUGGGCGCUGCCAUAUUGGAACCUAGAUUUCACUGCAAGUAUCUGAAGGAGAGUUGCUGCACAUGUGCAAAAUCAGCAGUAGAAUGCAGUAAAAGAUAGAUUUCAACAUGGCCGCACCAAUAACUAGAGGGAGGCGGGGAAUAACAAAAUGUAUUUAGUGUUUAAUGCCCCUUUAAUCUGCAAAUAGUAAUGUUUAAUCUAGCGCUACCAAUUAAAUAGAUGGCGAUUGACAUACAAAUAGCUCAAAGUUUUAUUGAGUAAGAUGGUCCAAUGUGUAGCAUUUCUCAACUCCAGUCCUCAAGUACCCCGAACAGACCUGAUUUAAGUGUUUACCUACAUGAGCUCAUCAGCAGGUCAGUGAAUAUGGCUAACUUUAUCAGGUAGGGAGAAUGAAUCACUUUGACUUGUACAAUUAUUUUAGGACCAGAUCUGAACGCUUGUCAAGUUAUGCUUUAGCAGAAUCCCUACCUAAGAUGUUAUUGAUUAGUCCCCUUUUACAAAGCAAGGAAAGCAUAGAAUCUUGGUCUUUUGAAAGACUUUAAAAUGACCGUACAGAAUCCACAUAGAUGCAUUUCAGUUUUGAAUAGAAGCAUUUUUGUAAUAUACAGGUAUUAGCAAAUAUGCUUCUAAUAAAAGCUAUAGCUGCUUCAAAAAUGUAUUUAAAUAUGCACCGUGCACCAGCAUUUUAAACACAGCACUUGCUCAGAGAGACUAAGGUGCUUGUAUCAUCGCAUAAUGACUCAAUUUGUUAAUUACUGACAUGAUACAAACCCCACUGACGCUCUGAUCAGCUGCAAUAUUUAAAAUGCUGGUGCACUGUAAAUAUCUAACUCUGCUUCACAUGCACGUGCGUGAUAACUUUUACUAGAAGCAUUUUUGCCAAUACAUGUAUAUUGCAAAUAGGUUUCUAUUAAAAAAUGUAAUUCAUCUAUGUGCAUUUAAAUUUUGAUCGGAAUAUCCCUUUAAAUGUAAUACACCCAUUUUCAUAUAACUGCAUUUAAUAGAUACUACUAUAAAGAAGAAUAUGCACAGAUACUGAUCUAACAAUCCAGUAUAAAACCUUUUAAAAACGUACUUAAAAGCUCCCAGUUUAGCACGGUUUAUGAGAUUAGCUGGAACACCCAAUUAAAAGGGGCUGGGUUCCUGGGUGGACUCUUCCUCUCCCCCCUUCCCUGCAUAUGAAAAGACAGAUAACACAAACAGAAGCCAGCAGGAGUCUGUAAACGCGUGUAUACAUCUGACACUGUGGGGCUUGGUUAGGAGUCUGAAAACCAGCACGAUGUUAGUAAAAAAUAACAAAGCUAUACAUUGUUACAAAAAAAAACUCCCAGUUGGGCUAUACAAAUGGAUCUUCUAGAAAACACUUAUGCAAAGACAAAUCUAGUGUAUAAUGUCCCUUUAAGUGCUAUAGUGAUUUUAUACUUUACCAAUAUGCAACUUGCAAAUUAUGGUUUUAUGGUGGUUAAAAUCAGGAGACCUAAAAAAACUGUGUGAAAUCAACUUAUAUACUUUUAAACUGUUAAGUAUUUUAACACUUCAAAAGAGUAACUACAUUCCUUGUAGCAGUAGACUCACAAAAAAGUCAUUUUAUAAAACAUAAUAUUCUUACGUUUUUAUCAAAUGGUUUUAAAAAAAGUAUUUCAAAUCCUGGUAGAUAACUUAAAGGGAAUUUGUACUGUAAAAUUAAUGUGUUCCAAAUGACUUGUUAUACCUACUGUAGAUUGUGAAAUGUAUAUGUGUUCCUUUGUGUUUUACUUUUGUAUUUGAAAUAUAUGUUUUUGCUUAUUAAAACCAGGAGGUUAAUUUGCUCUUUAACCCACUGUUUACAUAGCUUUUCUACAGAGCAUGCAAACAUUCAUAUUUUAAGUAUAGAUGGCAGUUUCAACUGGCAAAAACAGAUGUUUCAAAUUUAAAAAUAAAGGUAAAGGAGCUGUUUGUAAAAACAAAAAACAACAACAAUGUAUUACACUCCAGGAGGUAAAAUUGAUAAUUGGGAACACUUAAAAAGGUCAUUAUAGUGGAAAAAGUGCAUGCUGGAAUCCAUUAGAGCAUGUCAUUUUAUGACUAUAAACCCUGCAGUGCUGUGUGUUUAAUCCCUGCCAACAGGUUAAACAGACAAUAGAAGUGCUGCUCAAGACCCACAGAGCGCUGCUGGUCCCGAGUGGAACUAGCGCUGGGUCAAUUAGCAGUGCUAGCCGCUCAACUCCGAUAUGCAACGAGCGAUGCUAAUUGGAUCAGUGGUGGGUUCUACUGUGUGUUUUUCCCCUUGUUGGGUUUAAAAACCCAGUACUGCAGGGUCGAUAGUCAUAAAAUUACAUCCUCUAACGCAGACAUCCUCAAACUUGGCCCUCCAGAGGUUUUGGAACUACAUUUCCCAUGAUGCUCAGCCAGCAACGGAUUAGAGCGUGUAAUUUGUUUUACUAUAAUGGCCCUCUAAAGGGGGAAAACUGUACAGCACCAUAUUACUUAAAAUAGAGAAACGAUGACCAUCCAGAAUUAGCUUGUGAAAUUAAAUCACUUGCUUCAAGUUAUCUAUAAUGAUGUUUUUUGCCUGGUUUCUUGGUUCCUGGUAGCUUUUUGAGGAACACCAAAGGAUUGUCUCAGUGUUUUAUUGCUAAUUGCCAAGGAAAAUAAAUAAAAAAAAUAACUUUAUAUUGAUGACAUUUUCUGUAUUUGGUGCAAGGGGAGUUAAACUGCAAUAUCAAGAUUGUGUUAUUCAUAGGUUCUGGCUCAUUAUAUUUCUGAACUGUUCCUAUAUUGUGUAUGAAUUAUGUUUUCAUGAUUAUGUGCUUACGUAAUGUAUGGUAUAUUCAUAAACUUGGGAAAAACA